AUGAAUCUCAAAGAAUAUUUUGUUAAGCAACCGAUUGAAGCUAAAGAUGAAAAAGUUGUGUGGGAACAUCAAAGAAAUGAAGUUAGAGACAUAUUAAUUGAAAAAGAACAGCUUAAUUUAGAAAAAGAAAUGAACUUUGAAGGAUAUAUAAUGUCCAGUCAAACACCUUUGUUAAUUUUUAAAAGAACUUUCAAUCUUCUUGAUUCACACGUUUUAUCAACACUUAAGAUAAAUAAAGAAGAAAACCUUAAUAUUUCGGUAGAUUUAGGUGAUUUUAUUAAAGAUGAAUUGAUAAAUAUAAUUGAUAAUAAUCUUAAAAAAAUAGAAAAGAUGAUUGAAGAAGAAAAUGAAUUUUAUAAGAAAAUUUUAAGGAUAAAACAAAAUAUUUACAUCAGUGAUAAAGCUUUAUAUGUUAAGGUAAGUAAAGGAAAUUAUGUGGAUUAUAAAGAUGAAGAUAUUGAAUGUAAAACUUUUAAAUGUACAAUUCAAGUAAAUGAUUUAAAAUUAGUUGGUACUCUCCCUACAGACAAUCUCACUUAUUUUGAUAAACUUAAAUUUAAUCAGAUGAAUGAUAAGAUUGUUGGAGAUUUUAAUUUAAAAGAUAUUAAUAUUAAAAUUGAAUAUGUGAAUCAAGAUGACAUAGACAACCCACUAAUACGUGUUUAUUUAAAAGAACUUUUAAAUGAAACUAAAAGAAAUAUAAUUAAUAGAAAGCUUAUUUUAGGGCUGUCUAUUUAUCAUCUUAAAUCAAUAACAAGAAAUUUCUAUGUUGUUAAAUUUAAUGAUGUUUUAUUAGAAGAUGGUUUACCACAAAAAUUUUAUGCAAUUGAUGGAGACAACACUUAUAAAAUCAUAAGAUUUGAUACUUUUUAUUCAAUUUCUAAAAAUGGUAAGAAAAUAAUUUAA
Messenger RNA from Hepatospora eriocheir, 906 nucleotides. Lineage: Eukaryota; Fungi; Microsporidia; Hepatosporidae. The record is from the annotation of a GenBank genome assembly.